AUGGGUGGAGGUUAUGUUGUUGGGUGGCUUCCUGUGGUGAAGGAAGACAAGCAACACUCUGGCAAGUCAGCAUGGGCUAAUUUCAAGGCCACAGUAUGGCACAAGUCAUUUGGAAGGAUACUCUCUUUGCUAGCAGAAAGAUUGAGAGCAGGACAAUGGUUGGAGUGCUUAGAUGCUGUUCAGUGCUGGUUUUUUCCAUUGAUACUCAUUUUAUCAUCUGAUUUUGAGGAACAGUGA
Molecule: messenger RNA, 237 nt
Organism: Suillus subaureus
Lineage: Eukaryota; Fungi; Basidiomycota; Agaricomycetes; Boletales; Suillaceae
Exons: 2
Coding region: 1-237 (78 amino acids)
Source: RefSeq, a predicted model, not a curated record